UUUCUGCGGGCGUUGGGCGCGCACCGGAGCCAUCCCGGGCCUCCGUCACGGUCCGGCAGGGCCCCCGGGGCUGCUCGGGCGGGGCCGGGGCCCCCCGGGGCCGCAGCGAAGGCUCAGAGCGGCCUCGGGCCCCGCCGGGGCCGCUCCCCCAGACCCGCAGCCCCCGGGCCCGGCUCCCUCCCGGUCCCGUCUCUCUGUCCGCGACUUCCUAAAAACGUCGGGAAUUCGUCCGCUUCCAGCAGGAUCGCUCCUAAAAUCAGCUCUAGGGGAGGGGUCCGGCCUGUCGGUGGCCCCCUCCUCCGCCGGUGUCCCCGGUGCCGGGACAUCGCGCUGUGCUGCCGCUGCCCCGGGGCAGGAGGAGCUGCCGGCCCUGACCGGGGCCUCACCCCGGCCUCCCACGCUCCCCUCCCGUUACCUGCCCGCGGCACAGCCCCGGGAGUCGGGAAUUGCGGCACCUCCCUCCCGCCUGCCCUUGCGAAACCGGCCACGGUGGUUCCUCUUCCUCCCCCGGCGGAGCGGAGCCGCCCCGAGCCUCGCCACGAUCCCCGCGCCGCGCUGGGGAUUCGCUUCCCGGGGCUGGGAUCCCGUCCCGACCCCGCGGGGUCCCCCAGAACCGGGAGCGACGGGGAGCCGGGAUGCGCUGACCCCGCGGCUCCCCCCGGCCGGAGCCUUUUUAAGGCACAAAGGUGCUCAUUGUGCCGCCCGCAAAUCCCUAAUCCCGGGCUGCUGCUGCUGCGCUGGGCCUCGGCACGGUGCCGGUGGGCUCCGGGCCUCCUUUUCCCCCCGGGAACUGGCUUUGGAUCGGCCGCGGGAUGCGCACACGGCUCUCGGGAGGGAAAACAGCGUCGGGGGCUUCUUCUGCUCCUCCUGCGCUGCAGAGCCGGGGUUGCCGUCCCGGAGCCGAGUCCCGGCUCUUCCCUCGGGCUGCCGGGCCCCUGUUAAUGAUCACCCUCCGACCUCUGGGCUGCAGGGGCAAAGUCCCUCGGUGCCCGAGCCCGGCGCCGGCCGCUCCGACGGGGAUUUCACCGGGGAUUUCACCGGGGCCUCCCCGGGAGCAGAGCAUGUUUCAGACCUUGUAUAACUAUUUUUGGUGGGAACGGCUCUGGCUCCCGGCAAACCUCACCUGGGCUGACCUGGAGGACCGGGAUGGGCGAGUCUAUGCCAAAGCCUCUGACCUGUACAUCACCCUCCCCUUGGCCUUCCUCUUCCUCGUUGUCCGGCACCUCUUUGAGACGUAUGUGGCCACCCCCCUGGCCGGGCUCCUGAAUGUCAAGGAGAAGGUCCGGUUAAAAGCCACCCCCAAUGCGGUGCUGGAGAAGUUUUAUGCUGCCACCAGCAAACACCCUAAGCAGGCUGAUGUGGAGAUGCUCUCCAAGAAGAGCGGCUGCACCGUGCGCCAGGUCGAGCGCUGGUUCCGCCGCCGCCGCAACCAGGACCGGCCCAGCCUGCUCAAGAAGUUCCGGGAGGCCAGUUGGAGAUUCACCUUUUACCUUAUUGCUUUCAUUGCUGGCAUGGCUGUCAUAGUGGAUAAACCCUGGUUCUACGACCUCCGGGAGGUGUGGAAGGGAUAUCCCAUCCAGAGCGUGCUGCCCUCCCAGUACUGGUACUACAUGAUCGAGCUCUCCUUCUACUGGUCCCUGCUCUUCAGCAUCGCCUCUGACGUCAAGCGCAAGGAUUUCAAAGAGCAAAUCAUCCACCACGUCGCCACCAUCAUCCUCAUCAGCUUCUCCUGGUUCGCCAACUACGUCCGUGCAGGGACGCUCAUCAUGGCCCUGCACGACUCCUCGGAUUACCUGCUGGAGUCUGCCAAGAUGUUCAACUACGCCGGCUGGAGGAACACCUGCAACAACAUCUUCAUCGUCUUCGCAGCCGUCUUCAUCAUCACCCGCCUGGUCAUCCUGCCCUUCUGGAUCAUGCACUGCACCAUGUUCUACCCGCUGGAUCUCUACCCCGCCUUCUUCGGCUACUACUUCUUCAACUUCAUGAUGGUGGUGCUGCAGUCGCUGCACAUCUUCUGGGCCUACCUCAUCAUCCGCAUGGCCCAGAAGUUCAUAACUGGAAAGGUGGUGGAGGAUGAGCGGAGUGACCGCGAGGAGACGGACAACUCGGAGGAGGAGGAGGAGGUGGCCAAGAACGGGCCCCUCUCCAAUGGCCACCCUGUCCUCAACAACAACCACCGCAAAACCGACUGAGUGCCCCGGACCCGAGAGCUGCCACCUCGUGCCACCGGCCCGGCCCCUCCGGCCGCUCCACACCGGGACCCCGGAGCGGGGCCGCAGCUCUGCCUCACACUCACCGCUGGUGCCCUUCCACCUCUCACCUGCUGCCUUAAUCCACUGCGGUUCCCGGGGCUGGCGGGGACCCUGCCAGGAGGGCUCCCGUCCCACCGGGGCGGCUCCUGCCGGUCCCACCGGGGCGGCUCCUGCCGGUCCCACCGGGGCGGCUCCUGCCGGUCCCACCGGGGCGGCUCCUGCCGGUCCCACCGGGGCAGCUCCCGCCCGCCCCGCAGCCCCUCGGGUUGCUCUGGCCAAAGAGCUCGGCCCCAGCCCCUCGCUGGGCUCUGUUAUUCCUGAUUUCCCAACCAUUCCUUCACCGGGGGAGGGGAGAAGCCCCUUCCUCUGACCUGUGUCCGGCUGGAACAGCCGGCUCAACCCCUGCUCCACCCAACUGGGAGGGAGGAGCGGGAAUUCCUGGGUGUUCAGUGCCUAAAUGACGGGAUGACACUAUGGAAGUACUUGGGGGAAGGAAGCUCUGGGGCUGAGUCACUCCUUGUGUCUCACAGAGUUUAAUCCUCUCAUUUCGGUAAAUGGAUUUUGAGUUUCUCCCUCUCUGGCCUCUCCCAGCUGUAACAGGACAAAUUUCCAACUGAUUUUUCCUUUUUUUUUUUUUUUCUUUCUAUUUAUUUGGAAGACAGAAGGAGCCGGGCUUGGCUCUGUCUCCUGCAUCCCUCGGGAUGCUGCGAGACCUCCCAGCACGGAGGGGUGGGGGGAAAAA
Poecile atricapillus (Black-capped chickadee) is the source of this 2994-nucleotide messenger RNA. It is a transcript of the gene CERS2, whose product is annotated as ceramide synthase 2. Gene Ontology annotation, molecular function: sphingosine N-acyltransferase activity; DNA binding. The coding region runs from base 813 to 2192 and encodes 459 amino acids. Lineage: Eukaryota; Metazoa; Chordata; Aves; Passeriformes; Paridae. The transcript has 11 exons. The record is from RefSeq and is a predicted model, not a curated record. Gene Ontology annotation, cellular component: membrane. Gene Ontology annotation, biological process: ceramide biosynthetic process.